CCUGUGAGUACAAGUGAUAUGACUGGAUUGGAAAAGAAACCAAGAACCUGAGAGUAUGACUUGCCCGGUGAUCACAAGAGGACAGAGCCCAGGGCUUGCUGACUCUCUACAUUAGCAGACAACAGAGAGACCCUUAUUGAACCUGGAGUUUGCUAGAACAGCCGAUUAGAAAGGCCCAGGGAGCCUCCUGUCUCUACUUCCCCACUGCUGGGAUUACAGAUGCGCAAGCACCAUUGUGCCUGACGUUUUAUGUGGUGCCGAGGAUUGAACCUGUGUCCUCAAGCUCUCAUGGGAUACAGGCAUAUAAACAUCACCUGGCUGACAGGGUGAACAGUCUCUGAGGACGCUGCGCAAGAUCUCACGCACAACCCCAGCCCCGGAAGAUGGGGAACUGCCUCAAAUCCCUGACCUUGGAUGACAUAUCCCUGCUUCAAGAGUCUCAGUCCAACCUGGCUAGCUUAGGCGAGCGGACGGAGCCAGAUCAGGAGCCGCCGCCGCCAUAUCAGGAACAAGUUCCCGUUCCCGUCUAUCAUCCAACACCUAGCCAGACUCGGCUAGCAACUCAGCUGACUGAAGAGGAACAAAUUAGAAUAGCUCAAAGAAUAGGCCUUAUACAUCUGCCUAAAGGAGCUUACGACCCUGGAAGAAGUGGAUCAGAAAAAAAGAUCCGGGAGUGUGUGAUCUGUAUGAUGGACUUUGUUUAUGGGGACCCAAUUCGAUUUCUGCCUUGCAUGCACAUCUAUCACCUGGGCUGUAUAGAUGACUGGCUGAUGAGAUCCUUCACGUGCCCCUCCUGCAUGGAGCCGGUUGAUGCAGCUCUGCUCUCAUCCUAUGAGACUGAGCCAGGGUCUCUGUCGGAGUUCAAGUGAACCAUCAUUUUUGGUGGUUCUGAUCUUUUGUCACUGAGCCCAAAGAGCCAGGGAUUAGGAAUUAAGAUCAUGCACAAAAGUUUCCUAAAAAUUUCUGGAUGGCUGCAGAUGUUGAGGAAAGUAUGUGAUAUUUUAGAAACUUAUGGGGGAAAGUAGGAUGGAUGGUAUUUUUAUGUAAAGCCUUGACCCAGUGUUUAAAAUAUAAUUGUUA
Peromyscus maniculatus bairdii (prairie deer mouse) is the source of this 1080-nucleotide messenger RNA. Lineage: Eukaryota; Metazoa; Chordata; Mammalia; Rodentia; Cricetidae. The record is from RefSeq and is a predicted model, not a curated record.